Thlaspi arvense is the source of this 1150-nucleotide messenger RNA. Lineage: Eukaryota; Viridiplantae; Streptophyta; Magnoliopsida; Brassicales; Brassicaceae. The record is from the annotation of a GenBank genome assembly.
GUCGGAUAUGCAUAAACUUGGAUCAGGCUGAGCCUAUAUAUUAAAAACUUCUGUAUAAAGGCCCAUCUCAUAGGUGGUCUUAAACCAAAAGAAAUAGACUUACGCGCCGUCAAUCAGUUGGGGGAAAGAGUGACGCUCACGCGCUUAUUUUUGGUUUUUCUGUUUUGCCCUAAUCGACUUCUGCGUAAGAGAAAGGCGAAACGAAGAGAGAAAACCCGCCGAUAAGGUUCCGUACAAUCCGUCCGACUUCCCAUCUCCGUUCCCACCGCGACUCGUUCUCGACAUUCGUUACUCUGCCGGAUCUCCGUCGUAAUUCCGCCUCCGGUUCGAUCUGUGUUAAACUAGAGUUAAAACGAUGGAUCCGAUGGAUAUAGUUGGAAAAUCCAAGGAAGAUGCUUCGCUUCCAAAAGCUACCAUGACUAAAAUUAUAAAGGAGAUGUUACCCGCUGAUGUUCGCGUUGCUAGAGAUGCUCAAGAUCUUCUGAUCGAGUGUUGUGUAGAGUUCAUAAAUCUUAUAUCCUCAGAGUCUAAUGAAGUCUGUAACAAAGAGGAGAAACGAACAAUCGCCCCUGAGCAUGUACUCAAAGCACUACAGGUUCUUGGCUUUGGGGAAUACGUUGAAGAAGUCUACGCCGCUUAUGAGCAACAUAAAUAUGAAACAAUGCAAGAUUCACAGAGAAGUGUGAAGAUGAACAGCGGAGCAGAGAUGACGGAAGAGGAAGCAGCAGCGGAACAACAGAGAAUGUUUGCAGAAGCUCGAGCAAGAAUGAAUGGAGGUGCUUCAGUUCCUCAACCAGAGCCGCUAGAAACCCAACAACAGUCUAGUCUACAAAGCUAAUAAUCAAAGAAUACCUUAAAGGAGGUGUUUCAGUUUUUUUUUUUAACAUUAUCCUUUUGACUUUUUCUUUUUCUAGCAUUUCUCUGUAAAGUGCAAAAUUCGUCUUCUUCUUGGUGUUGAUAUGCCCUUUACAUUUUUAACUUAGAUUUGUGUUUUUUUUUUUUUUUUUUUUGCUUUCUGAAUCUAAAAUCACUUGGUGAUCAGAUGUAAUUAGCAAGCAUUUUUAUGUUUCUUCCUAUUCCAUGUGUUCAUGACUUGAUUGUGAUAACUUCUUAAUGGUAGAUUCAGUUUCAAGUUAAUUUCAAGAUUGAC